UUGGUGUAUUACCUUCAUUUCGUUUGUUUUCCAGUUAGAUCGGUACAAAAACUAUUUUAGCUGACGUGUGCAAAGUAUGAAAGGACCUCCGGAGACUUUAAAGGAAGCAGAAGCUGGCGGGGCAGUUGUUGAAUUAAGAACGGCUGAGAUUCAUGCUGUAGUUGAACCAUCCCCAGUAAACAAUGAACCAAUGAAUGCCCAAGAUUUGCUCGAGCAAUACAGCUGGAUGGCUGAGGCAGAAGAAUUUGAUCAACAGGUUAUGGAGCAGAUAAAGCAAGAGGAUUACAUUGAACAAUGUUUUGAAGACAUGUGGAAUGAGGAGGCAAGGGUGGUUGGUCACAACCCCAUUAACAGUGAAACAGAUGCAACAGCAAUUGAAAAUGCAUGUAACGGUUCAUUAGAGGAUUCUGUUACGAGCCUUUCCCUUCGUGAUAACCAACCACAGCUCGAAGAGCACUUGAAUCCAAACGCCGUCUCUUUUGUGCCAAGAUGUGACAGUGAUUCAUAGAAUGUUGCAUUUAAUGCUUAUUCUUGAAAACCAAAGUAUUAAAAAAGAACUUAUUGUUGUAAAGGAUUCAGUUUGCUAUCAAACACUAUACAUCAUGGAUAAGUUUUUCCACCCCGUAACCGAUCUCAUUCUACGUUUAAUAUUUAGUUCUUCUGCAUAUCGGUGCUACUUCUGUUUCUACUUGCCUGGAACUGUUAGCACCCACAAAAAUAUAGAGGAUGCCACUUUAUGUAUUGUGCAAUACAGAAGCAGCCGUUGUGCAAAAAUGGGAAUUUGUUUUUUUUUGGUGGAGUUUUUUUUAACUUUGAACAUUCGCCUUUGUUACAAUUUUCUUCUACUUUUUAUUCCUUCGGUUUCACGUUUCACUAUUCUUUUUGUUUUUGCUCAACUUGUUUGACGUUAAAUAAACUCUACCCUUUUCCCACC
Molecule: messenger RNA, 934 nt
Organism: Ciona intestinalis (vase tunicate)
Lineage: Eukaryota; Metazoa; Chordata; Ascidiacea; Phlebobranchia; Cionidae
Product: polyadenylate-binding protein-interacting protein 2
Biological process (GO): negative regulation of translational initiation
Cellular component (GO): cytoplasm
Molecular function (GO): mRNA regulatory element binding translation repressor activity
Source: RefSeq, a predicted model, not a curated record